ACACACACAGUGUAACGUGCUCCAGACGCAUGGCACGGCCUUCUUUCUGUGGCUUGCAUGCGUGACCCGUGACUGAUUCGAGUUAACAGCUGACUCUUUUCCAUUACAAAUGGCUCCCGGAUAAUCUAGAUAACUACCGGAUCACGCAAACCAAGCUGAGUAUGAUGCAGCAGACUCCGACAAAGACUGUUUGAUAAGAAAUGUAAAUAUCGUUGGUGGGGGCGUGUAUUUCACGCCUUUAUGAUUUUAUAUAUAGGCCUACGUCGCUGUGUAGUUUGUUUGGAAAUUAAAAAUCCAGAUGUUGCCUCCAUUAAUUUAUGACAUUCGGUAACUUAACAAAGUCCAACAAAGAAAAAAAUGCGUGUCAAAAUAUCCUCUCGGAUCCUACAACGACCACACCGCCAAUUAGACUUUUCUAAAGAUUUUUUAAUCUUCCAAAAUCUAUUUUUGUUGAAAACAUUGCGUGGAAUAAAAGCUUUAGAUUAGUCAUGUGUGGAGAGUAGGCCACCGUGAAUGGCCACUAAAAAGGAUGCAGGCCACACCAAACUUUUUUUUUCCAUAAAAACACUCAUAGUUCAUUUUCAGUCUCUUUUUUUGUGAUUUAAUUUGUUCCUCUCCUUUCAUUCGCCGUGGUGACGUUUCCUCGCCAUGUGAUCAGAACAGUAGUAUAAAUACCGCGAGAAGAUCCGCCCCCUGUUUGAUUCAGGUUUGGCCCUUUUGCGGGUUUCACAGCACAGUUUCUCAGCCUGCCAUCGACGGGGGUCGCUCCUCAUAGUUGGUGAUUUUUUUAAAAAAGGAAACAGCCUGUAAACAUAUGGAAAUAGCGACAAAACGGAGGGACAGUUCUCACCGGUGGCGAAGCGUGCUCCACUCCUCUCCCCCUCCUCAUAUGAGUUGCUGAAGAGGGAGGAAAGGGACAGCUUGUGCAUCUCACGGUCUUCCUCAUCUGGCGUCGGAGGGGCACGGCUGUGCGUGAGCCAUGACUCUGAGCUCAGAGAUGUCGGAUGCCUCCAUCCUUUCGGAAGAGACCGACAUAGACGUGGUCGGAGAAGGCGAGGAUGGGGACAGCCAGACGCGCUCCUACGUGGAUGAAGUAGCGCAGAUGCACGACGGUAUCCUCCUGGCCGGCUCUCCACCUCCGUGCCUGGACAGCUCCACCUCUUCAAGGGAUACCUACAAGCCGGCGGGCAAGAACACCCUGGUGAAGCCACCUUACUCCUACAUCGCCUUAAUCACCAUGGCCAUUCUUCAGAGUCCCAAAAAGAGGCUCACUCUCAGCGAGAUCUGCGACUUCAUCAGCAACCGCUUCCCGUACUACAGGGAGAAGUUCCCGGCCUGGCAGAACUCCAUCAGGCACAACCUAUCCCUCAAUGACUGCUUCGUUAAGAUACCGAGGGAGCCCGGGAACCCAGGGAAAGGCAACUACUGGACUUUGGACCCGGAGUCGGCUGAUAUGUUUGACAACGGAAGCUUUCUGAGGCGGAGGAAACGCUUCAAGCGGCAGCAGACGCAAGACCUGCUGCGCGAGCACAACACUUUUCUGCCCGCGGCCGCUGCCUAUGGCUACGGACCGUACGGCUGCGGAUACGGCAUCCAGCUCCAGUCCUAUCACGCACACUCUGCGCUUUUUGCUUUCCAGCAGCAGCAGCAGCAGCACCCGAGGCAUUCACACUCACACUCGGGGACCAUUAUCCCUGCACCGUCCCUGAUGCCCACCAGCACUACCACGGACUUAACCAGGAGUAGAUUUUAUCCCCAGCUCAGCUCCAGUCUGGGCUCAGCCGGCGUGCAGGCAGCAUCACCGGUGCAGAAGUCGAGCUCCCCGGUGCAGCGGUCCCCCUUCUCCAUAGAGAGCAUCAUCGGAGGGUCGCUUAGCCCCUCCAGGACUUCUCCUGUCGUUGUCCCGGUCUUACCGUCCUCUCUGGGGCCUGCAGCGGCCAGCCAGCCGCAGUCCAUACAUCCUGGAGCUGUUUUACAUCCGGUUGAAAACUUUCCGAGCAGAGUUGUCAGCGGCACUAGCGCCUGUUAAAUGUCUUAACUCCAAACUUUUCAAGACACUUAAAAAAAGAGACAGCAACCUAAACAAAAACGCCCCUCUUUGAAGGUAGGAUUAUUUUUGUAUGUUUGUUUUGCUAGCACGCAGCUGAAUGAUGGACAUGCAGAACACUAUUUGUGCCUAUAUAUUCAUGCUGUUCAUGAAGAUAUAUUUAAGUUCAUUAUUUUUGUUUGUUUAUUUCGGUGUGAAUCAGACUUUCGACCACGAAUUUAACUUUCCAGCCUUUUUUUUUGUAAUUUCCUACCAUGAAGUGAUUCGUUUUCAGUCACUGUAUAAAGGCGUCUCAGGAUAACGGACAGGUUACAAACGAUCACGUGUCUGAAACAGGCUUAUAAUGUAUUUGUGUCAAACACAUCAAUGUUUUCUAUCAGCCAAUCAAAGCGACCUUUUUUGAAGGUUUUGAUUUGAUGUUUGUAUUAAAGAGAAACGCAGAGCAAAGUCAUACAUUUAUAAUAAUAUGCAGUGUGUUUAUUUCAGUAAUUAAACCUUGUACAUUUUUGGCAAGUAUUGUGUAAUUCAAGUGUGAUAUUUUUACACAGUUUAUUGUUUGUUUUUUUUUCAACAAGAAUAAAUUUCUUUUUGC
Molecule: messenger RNA, 2639 nt
Organism: Oreochromis niloticus (Nile tilapia)
Lineage: Eukaryota; Metazoa; Chordata; Actinopteri; Cichliformes; Cichlidae
Gene: foxd1
Product: forkhead box D1
Biological process (GO): regulation of transcription by RNA polymerase II; anatomical structure morphogenesis; cell differentiation
Molecular function (GO): RNA polymerase II cis-regulatory region sequence-specific DNA binding; DNA-binding transcription factor activity, RNA polymerase II-specific
Source: RefSeq, a predicted model, not a curated record